This is a messenger RNA of Poeciliopsis prolifica (blackstripe livebearer), 3270 nucleotides long. RefSeq names its product solute carrier family 6 member 4b (gene slc6a4b). The record is from RefSeq and is a predicted model, not a curated record. The coding region runs from base 10 to 1767 and encodes 585 amino acids. NCBI's taxonomy places the organism in Eukaryota, Metazoa, Chordata, Actinopteri, Cyprinodontiformes, Poeciliidae. The transcript is spliced from 13 exons. Gene Ontology annotation, biological process: serotonin uptake; sodium ion transmembrane transport. Gene Ontology annotation, cellular component: neuron projection; membrane. Gene Ontology annotation, molecular function: serotonin binding; serotonin:sodium:chloride symporter activity.
UCUGCGGUCAUGGCCGGCACUCUGCCCCAGCACGGCUCUCCGAACUCCGGCUACGGCGCCAGCAACGCCGCGGCCGCGCCGGCUCCCUCCCAGACGGACUCCAGGGACAAAUGGAGCAAGAAGAUGGACUUUCUCCUGUCCGUCAUCGGAUUCGCGGUGGAUUUGGGCAACGUUUGGAGAUUUCCUUACAUCUGCUAUCAAAACGGUGGCGGUGCUUUCCUCAUCCCCUACAUUUUGAUGGCGAUCUUUGGUGGCGUGCCGCUGUUCUACAUGGAGCUGGCUCUCGGGCAGUUCCACCGAACUGGAGCCAUAUCCAUAUGGAAACACAUCUGUCCCAUUUUCAAAGGAAUAGGAUAUGCCAUCUGUGUCAUUGCUCUGUACGUGUCCUUCUACUACAACACCAUCAUCGCCUGGGCCCUGUUCUACUUCUACUCCUCCUUCUCCAGCAUCCUCCCCUGGACAAACUGUGAUAACGUCUGGAACACCCCCGACUGCACCAAUUACUUUGGAGUGGAUAAUGUGACUUGGACAAAUUCCUCCAGGUCUCCGGCAGAGGAAUUUUACACGAGGAACGUUCUUGAAAUCCACAAGUCGUCAGGACUGAGCGAUGUCGGGGGCGUUCGCUGGCAGCUGAUGCUCUGCCUCUUUCUUAUCUUCACUAUAGUUUACUUCAGCCUCUGGAAGGGGGUGCGAACCUCAGGGAAGGUUGUGUGGGUCACCGCCACCCUGCCUUACAUUGUGCUUUUUAUCCUGCUGAUUCGAGGUGCAACUCUUCCAGGAGCCUGGAGAGGAGUGGUGUUUUAUUUGAAACCACAGUGGGACAAGCUGCUGGAGACCAGUGUGUGGGUGGAUGCAGCUGCUCAGAUCUUCUUCUCUCUGGGUCCCGGGUUCGGCGUUCUUCUGGCUCUUUCCAGCUACAACCCUUUUACAAAUAACUGCUAUCGUGAUGCCAUUGUGACCAGCUUGGUGAACUGCCUGACCAGCUUUGUGUCAGGCUUUGUGAUCUUCACGGUGUUGGGCUACAUGGCUGAGAUGAGGAAGGUCGAGGUUGAGGACGUGGCCAAAGACAAAGGGCCAAGUCUACUUUUCAUCACAUAUCCAGAAGCAAUAGGAAACAUGAUGGGGUCCACUUUCUUUGCCAUAAUUUUUUUUGUGAUGAUGAUCACACUGGGACUCGACAGCACGUUUGGAGGGCUAGAGGCAAUCAUCACCGCCGUGCUGGAUGAAUACCCAGAUUAUUUCUCUCACAGACGUGAGCUUUUUGUCCUGUGCCUGGUGGUCGUCUGUUUCCUGGGUUCUCUAAGCACUCUCACAAAUGGUGGCGCCUAUGUGGUGAAGCUACUGGAGGAGUUUGGAGUAGGAAGCUCCAUCAUCGCUGUGGGUUUCCUUGAAGCUAUUGCCGUUUCCUGGUUCUAUGGGAUUAAAAGAUUUAGUAACGAUGUCCAGGCGAUGCUCGGCCAAGCCCCAGGAUUGUUCUGGAGAGUGUGCUGGGUUGCUAUAAGUCCUGCAUUUCUGGCGUACAUCAUAGUGAGCUCUCUGCUGAAAGCGCCUCCCCUCACGCUGUUCGACUACAAGUAUCCAGACUGGAGCAUCACAAUCGGCUACGUCAUCGGCUUCUCCUCCUUCAUGUGGAUCCCCAUAUACAUGGUCUACAAACUGGUGUGGACCCCUGGUUCUCUCAAACAGAGGCUGGCCGUGUGUCUGAGACCAGAGAGGACCAUCCCAGACGUCCAUGCUGACAGUCUCAACAUGGCCGCCGUGUCAUAGGAAGACGUGAACACGUCCGUGUGCUUGUGAACUCCUCUUUAAUUAAACCACAGUUUCAAGUAAUUUGUGAUUGAACCCCAACGUGACCUGUCAUCAUGACUGUUGAACACGUCAGAUGGCUUUUUCACAGCAGAAAAGUUGAAUGCUGCUACAUUUGAGGGUCUAAGAUAGCAAUAGCUAUAUUUUUACUUUGUGUGAGUCAGACCUGCAUCACAGCUCUGUAAUUUGGCUAUUUUCUCAUGUGAUACUAGUUGGUUGUAUACACUGUGGUCUGUUUUGCAUCUCAUCAAGAAUAAUUAGACAAUUUGGAAAAGUUACCUUGUUUCAUAGGGAAAAAAAGUAAAAAGUGAGCUCAUAAAUAGAUUUAUUACACAGAGAGCAGGAUAAGUGCUUGUUUCUCUUUUAUUUGAGCAUGAUGGCUGAGAAUUAAUGAAAACCCAAAAAUAAUUUUCUCAGGAAAUUUUAAUGGAACAUAGAACCAGAAAAAGUAUUUUACUUAAUUAAUUCUGGCUUAUCAAAAAGUAUGCCCAUAAACUGUACUAAAUAUGCUCUCAAUACUUAUUUGCAAAAAAUUAUUACAUCAACGCAGAGAGGCACGGAGGAGAUCAGAAUGGACACCCAGGCUGCCUUAACAUCUGCAAAUUGAAGCAUGAAGUUCUCAAAAAUGUCCUGGUAAAUGGCCAUGCUACCUAUAGGCGUCAGUGCACCAACACCUCCAGGUGACAUAUUUCUUCAAACCCUUACUGGCUUUGGAAACUUCCCACUGAAUUUCAAGCCACUGAGGUUCUGUGCCUCCGUACUCUUUCAGACUAUGAGAGUUUGAUUUCCAAAUGAAAAUGAUUCUGAUCUAUAGACCUCCAGAGUCUAUGUCCUGGAUACGUCUGUGGCUCUUGAAGCUCUGCUUAGUGCAACUACUGCAGUUUUUUCUUUCACUUAACUUUCCAUUGAUCUAUACAGUACUUUACUACCAGCCAGCUUCUUCAUAAAUCCUUUUUUGUGGCAUUUUUUCUUUGUAGAAAGAGUCAAGUACUGUUUGCUGAACACUUGCCAAGUUAGCCAUCUUUGCCACUGCUGUGUGUGUCAUGUUUCCGUGUUAACACUCAUACUGUAAUUAAACUUGUGUGGCGUUUUAAUUUUAUGACAAGCAGAUGUUUGGAUUUGUUUUAGCUGUAAGCCAUUAUGAUUAAAACUAGAAUCCAAUGUUUAAAAAUAUACCACUCUGUAUGUAACAGAUAUGAAAUGUAUUACUGAACUCUUUUAUUGUCCAGAUAAGUUGUAAUUCCUUGUCAUGCACCCAAAUUAGAAAUUGCCAAAGGGAAUUUACAGUUUUUACCACAUCAUUGUACUUUAUGAUCUGGUACUGAAGCAUAAUAAUAUAUUAGAAUUCACCCUGAAAAAAAAAAGUGUAUUUCCUUGUUAAAUCCCACAAAAUGUAUAUUUAUAAAAUUAUACAAUUGUCUCACUUUAAAAGUAGGAAUGCUCUCUGGUGAUAACAUGUGUGAA